AUGGAGACGGAGGCGUGGGAGCUGGCGGCCGAGGAGUACCAAGAACUUCUGAGGGAGAUGCUGGAAAAGAAGCUCGCCCCCAAUUUGCCCUACGUGAAGUCUCUGAUGCUGGGGUGGUUCGAGCCCCUGAGGGAUGCCAUCGCCAGGGAGCAGAAUCUGCAGAACAGCAAGGAGAAGAAGACAAGGGCAUCGUAUGCGCCGUACAUUGGGCUUCUGCCGGCCAACAAGAUGGCCGUCAUUGUCAUGCACAAGAUGAUGGGUCUACUGAUGACUGGUCAGGAGGAAGGUUGUGUUCGGGUAGUUCAGGCUGCCAUCCACAUUGGCGAGGCCAUAGAACAAGAGGCAAUAAUUCUUUCCCAUCUCGCUCUAUGGUUUUUCAUCUACAAGAUCAAUGUCCGUCAACGAAAUGACCAUUGUUCCUUCGUCACUUCUUUGGCUCCAUCUUGCAGGUCAGAAUCCAUAAGUUUCUCAAGAAAUCUAAGAGAACACGAGACGGGGAUCAGAAUGAUCAGAAUGAGGGGGCAAUCAAACAACGCGAAAUCCUCAGAAAACGCGUUCGGAAGUUGAUGAAAAACAGACGAUCAGUUGAGAUUUGUAAGCUGGUGAGGUCCGACGAUGAGAUAAAGCCUUGGGGCCGCGAUGCCCAGGCCAAGGUCCGCUGCUCUCCCUUUUCCUUGUGUAAAAUGUUACCCUUUUUGUGCUUUCUCGAAUGGAUUCUGAGGCAUCUUCUGCAUCCCUUUUACUCAGCUGGGAAGCUGUUUGGUAGAACUGCUGAUGGAGACAGCAUUUGUUCAACCUCCAGCUCUUCAGUCAGUAGAUGUGCCGCCAGAUAUCCGGCCUGCCUUCAGGCACACUUUCAGGCCCGUCUCGAAGGAAGACAGGUAAGCACGAAUUUUCAUUCCUUCUUCAAUUGACACUGGUAGUACGUAUAACAGUUCUGAUCUUUUUACUUUCCCUUGUUAUAGGAAAUCGGGGAAGAGAUAUGGGGUUAUUGAAUGUGAUGCGCUCGUCCACGAAGGACUUGAUAGCACUGUAAGAUACAUAGCAAACUAUUUCUAUUCUGCGUUGUCUAUUUAAUAGAAUAAAAACUACAGAUAUCAUGCGUUAUUCUCUAAGCCUUUGCCUUAUGCUCUUUUCAUGUUUGGAUUUUUUUUUUUCGGACUGCUCUUUUCUUUUGCAUUUAAUGAAUUUUUAUUUAAAUUUUCAGGCUAAGCACAUGGUGAUUCCCUACAUGCCAAUGCUGAUAAACCCAGAAAAAUGGAAAGGGUAUGAUUGCAGUUGUAUAUUCUCUGAAUAUUUUGACAAAUUUUAUGUUCUCUACAUUGCUAUAUUUCCAGCUUGCUUUCCGGGUGAAGGAUUAUUUUUGCCGUUUUUUAUCUCUUUUAUGUCUUUGGUUAUAACGUCCUUUAUUUCUAAUAAUGAAUUGCUGCAAGUUUUGCACCUAACAAUGGCCUCGAAUAUUGUGUGCUUUCUGGCUGGGAAAAUUAUUGGGCUGGGAUUCUAUGGCUUUGCCAAUUGCUGAGUACCAUAUAAUAAUGGUUCCGAAAUGGCUGUUGUAGAUGUGAUUAUGGACAUGAUCCUGCUCCAUUCAUUUCUGAUUAUUUUUUAGUUGGACGCCCACGCCCCAAUACAUUUAGCAUGGUAUUAGAGUCGAUAAUUGCUCUUGGGCCGAACAAACCCCAUUAAUGCUGUUCACGUGAAAAAACCGAAAAAACGUCUUAAAUAGUCCCCUAUUUGUCAUGAUAUAAAUAGAUCUGUGUCUACAAUGAUCAUUGAUUGGCAAGGUAGUUGUGAAUUGGAUGGCCCAACUCUGAAAGUAAAUAAAGGAUAGCAAGGAAUUUUUGUAUCAGCUCAUGUAAAGGGUACCCAUUCGUGGGCUGAUUUUCCAUCUAUGAAGAUUUGGUUCAGUUCAAAUUCGUUAUGGGGGUGAAGAGUAAAAUCCAGUUUUUUCUUGGCCAUAAUGGAAGGCUAGACCGAGAGGUUCUAUGCUACCAUUGCGUUUCGUCCUCAGAUAGCUGAUCCUUUGAUGAAUUCAUAGAGGACUCUGUAGUGCUCGUCUUUUUUGGAUCAAAGAGACUAAUGUGGCUACAUAUUUCGAAUGAUGAUGUUUCGUCUCCUGUCUUCUAUGGAGGAUUUUAUAGACCUAAAAAUGCUGAGCUUCUACAUCUUUUUUCCCCUAAACAAAUGCCUCUGAUUGGGAUCAUUAUGAAGGAGGAACAUACUAUAAGAUGGUUUAAUUUCCUUUGAUCACAGAUGAUAUUUUCCAGUACCGCUCUUUGGGUGACAUCUUGAUGUGGGUAGAUUCUAUUUCAUCUGCCUCAGACACCCCUGUCUCUUUUGGGAGGGGUUUGGGGGGGGUGGCGGUGGAUCUUUUUUCUCAUUUCAGCUAUUCUGCCUUUUCUUAAUUUGUAUUUAUCUCCAGUUCUAUCAGUUCAACUUCCUUCACUGAUCUCUAAAAAAGAAAACACCGGUGUGCAUGAUUCUUUUAGGAAGGGGGUUUAGGGGAUAUUAAUGGUUUUUUUGCUUGGGUUUAUAUUUCUUUGACAGUUCCAACUCUUCAACUUCCUAUAUUGAUCUCUGUUUGACGUAUGUUUAAGUAAACUGAGCAGUUUUUGAACCCUUUUUUUUUUUUUGAUUGUGAGAUAUGUGGAUCCUUUCCUCACGCAGUUGGCCAUUUAGAUGAAUAAUAUGUUCAAUUUUAUUUUUCUCAUCAUGCUUUCUGUGUGAAUGUGCUCAAUUUUAUUUUUCUCAUCGUGUUUCUGUGCAGGUAUGACAAAGGUGGACACUUGUUCUUACCUUCCUAUGUGAUGCGCACGCAUGGAGCAAAACCACAGCAGGAUGCGAUUAGAAGUGUGCCAAGGAAGCAGUUGCAGAAGGUCUUUGAGGUGAUAAGUCUCUCUUGUUCUUCUCAAAUCACAGUUGACUGGUCCCCUUCUGUAGGUUGUGGCACACUGCAUGCUGUGGGAUUUCCACUUAGGUUUGAAAAGAUGGGCCGUACUGCCUUGGGAAGUAACUAGGAAUAAGAAAUGUCGAUUCAACUCUGUGGCAUAAGUUCCUGGUUUCAGAAAAGUUUAGGAUGAAAGUAUCAUGUGAAGAAUUUUAUAGGCUUAUUUUUUUAUUAUGCGAGUAAAACCUGUUGUAAACAUAUGUCUAUGAUACCAUUAAAUAUCAGGGCACUGUAUGGGGGGUAUCUUUGAUAGGUAUGUGGCCAUCUUUGGUGGGACAGACGCUCAUCAGGGGCGUAUGUGAUCUCAUUCUUAGGGCAGUUUAUGACUAAUUAACAUGUUCCUUGCAAUGGAUAAACUAUUUCUCUUGGUGUUUAUGAAAUGAACAGAUAAAACUCAUGGUAUAAAAAUAAGAAUGGGCAACAGAUAUCUUCGGCUACUUACUCUUCUUAGUAUGGUAUAAGCUUUAUUUACUUUCUCUGAAUGGCCUGGGGUUUACGUGCAGGCUCUGGAUACUCUUGGAACCACCAAAUGGAGGGUGAAUAAGAGGGUACUUAGUGUCAUUGAGGCUAUCUGGAGUGCUGGUGGGCGGACAGCAGGCUUAGUCGACUGUAAAGAUGUGUGCACCAAAAUUUCACUUUAAUAUUGUGCCUUAUUUUUAUUUAUCUGUUAACUUGCUAAACUAGGCAAUUAUAUUAUUUUAUUUUCUUGGUCCGCAGAUCCCUAUGCCUGAAAAGCCGGACUCAGAGGAUCCUAAUGAGAUACAAAAGUGGAGAUGGGAGUCCAGGAGAGUAAAGAAGGCCAACAGCGAGAUGUAUGCUCAGCGCUGUGAUAUCGAGCUCAAACUCUCUGUAACAUCCUGUGCUCAAAUAGAAAAUUCUGGGUGUUAUAAUUUUUUUCAUAAAUAUUUAUUGUUAUCAAUUGACUCUGAUCAUCAGGUUGCUAGAAAGAUGAAGGAUGAGGAUGGUUUCUAUUACCCGCAUAAUCUCGACUUCCGGGGCCGGGCAUACCCCAUGCACCCACACUUGAAUCAUUUUGGCUCGGAUUUGUGUCGGGGGCUCUUGGAGUUUGCUGAAGGGAGGCCACUGGGGAAGUCUGGGUUGUACUGGUUGAAGAUUCACCUUGCAAAUUUAUAUGCUGGGGGAGUAGAAAAACUUGCCCAUGAGGAGCGUCUCUCAUUUGUGGAGAGUCAUAUUGAGGAUAUAUUGGAUUCCGCGGAGAAGCCUCUUGAUGGGAGACGCUGGUGGCUGAAUGCUGAGGACCCUUCGCAAUGCCUGGCGGCAUGCUUCAGCCUCUCUGAUGCCCUAAAAAGCUCAUCGCCCUACAGUGGUGUCUCCCACCUGCCCAUUCAUCAGGUACCAUCUGAUGUUGAGCAGUUGAACAUAAUACAUGAUUUCACAGAGAUUAACUGUGCAUUGAUGACCCCACGUUCUAUGUUGUGGUGGUUGAUUCUAGUUAUUUUUUGUUUUGCUUUUUUUUUUGUUGUCGGAGUAGCAUAAAAUGACCCAUUUCAUGCUAAAAGGACUUUCAUACUCCCUUCGAAGGAAUAGAUAAGUAAUUUCAUCAUUUAGUGUCGGAUUGUUGAGUUUUUUUUUUUCACUUCUCUUGUCUUACUUAGUAAGUCAAUUUUAGACCCAAGGAUCUGAGUAAUAUACCUCUGUUUCUCUCUCUUUUUUAUAUACGUUAUGAAUGUGCGGUUGUACUUAAGGUUGAAGACCAAGCUUCCAUCGUCAAACCAAACUUUUCCUUUGUUACUUGUUUCUUGGUGGCAGUCAGUUAUAUAUCUGAUCAUUUUUUGGGUAUUUUCUUGGAUCUCCCUUGGAUUUAAUCUGCGGUUACCAGCCUUUUCUUGAGUGAAGCAGGAGUGCUAUGGUCUCCCUAGCCACCUCUGUUUUAAUAUUCUGAUGCAAUAAAGGUUUAACUGCUUUUCAGGAUGGCUCAUGUAAUGGUUUGCAGCAUUACGCAGCUUUAGGGAGGGACUGUGUAAGUUCAUCUUUCAUUUAAUUUAUUCAUUUUUUUUUCUAUAGUUUGUGAUGAUUAAGUUGUGUAUCUAGAUUCUUGACCACUUUUCUAAAUUUUCCCAUGUUUUCUGGCUGUAAUUCUCAGCCAGGGGCUGCUGCGGUUAAUCUGGUGGCUGGGGAGAAGCCUGCAGAUGUAUAUUCAAGGAUAGCUGCUAGGUAUGAGAUAUGGUUUCAUAGUGUCAACGAAUAAUCUGCAACAUGAAUUGCUUUGCCUAUCAUUUAUCAGCUGUUCAUGUAUUUCUAUUUAUAUCUGUGAGAUUUCUCGUCUAUAAUUCUCCAUGUUCUAAUCAUUAUUUAAGAUGAUAUGAGUGCUAUAUUUUCAAUGUUCAGUUCAUUCCUAAUACUGUCCCAAAUCUGUGAAGGGUUCUUGAUACCAUCAGAAAAGAUUCGGAGAAAGAUCCUGCCACUAAUUCAAAUGCCCCACUGGCCAGGAUUUUACUCAAUCAGGUUUCUUAUUCAGAAUCUACAGCGUAGAUUUCCCUGUUUUGUGCUAUUAUUAUAUUCGAUAAAUGUUUUCUAACAUUUCAAUGAAUGAUUUUGGGUCUUGGUAGUAUUCAGGUGGACAGGAAAUUAGUCAAGCAGACGGUGAUGACAUCAGUCUACGGUGUGACAUAUGUUGGGGCGCGGGAACAGAUUAAGAGGAGAUUGGAGGAACGAGGACUCAUCGAUGACGAGAAAUUGCUGUAUCGGGUAUCUUGCUAUGCAGCAAAGGUAUCCAUUCUUCCGUCAUCUAAUGCAAGCAUCAAUUUGCUUGAAUUGAUUUAAUUAAUUCAACUAUAAUUUUCCCUAAUUACACAGGUGACGUUGGCUGCCUUGGAAGAAAUGUUCCAAUCAGCACGUGGGAUCAUGAGCUGGUUGACUAGUUGUGCAAAGGUGGGAUCAUCAGGAUUGGAGCCUGUUUAAGCUAGUUUUGAAAUCUUUGCAACAUGAAAAUGAUCUGUACCAUGACUCUAAUGUGGGCCUUCUCAUGAAUAUAUGAUGCGCAGGUCAUGGCUUCACAGAACCAGCCUGUGAGAUGGACGAGCCCUCUUGGUCUCCCCAUUGUACAACCCUAUGUGAAGAGUGAGAGGCACCUUGUAAGUUCCUGGUUCCUUUAGAAGAUUAUCAUAUGAAAAUCCUUUCGGAGACUCAGAUUUUCUUUGGCUGUCUGCAACCUACUGGAGACUAAAGGAAUCUUAAUUCAAAUCCUAUCAUGCUGAGGAUGGGGUAUUGAGUAGAAUGAUAUAUUUAUUUUAUAUUAUUUUAUUUUAUGUAGUCAAAUCAAAAUAACAAUCUCAAAUAUAGUCCGUUUUUUGUGGCAGUACACGUUGUUUCGAUUAAGGUUACUCGAAUUUCAUAUGAUCUUUUUAUCAGAACAUAAAAAUUUCCUGGGCAGAAAUCCUAGUGAUACGGUUUAAGCUGGUCCAAUUCCAGAUCCCAGUUUCAAAUGCUUUCUGAGUUUCAAGUCCUCUAGUUUCAUUGAGUGACUAGAAUGAUAUGGAGUUUCUGUAGCUGAUCGCUUUUAGGCUAUCAAACUAGCAGCUGAAGCAAGAAUAUUUGCAGCCAUCAUUCAAAUAGUUAUUUUCUUGUGUAAUGAUGGAUAAUUUUGCCCAAUUCAUGGUAUUUUUCUCUUGAGCAUUUUCCUCAUAUUUGUUUUCUGCUUUUCAUGGUUUCAGAUCAAAACCUCCCUUCAGGUGUUGUCUCUACAACGUGACAGCGACUCAGUAAGAUCUAGCUCGACAUUGCUCAAGUUCCCAUCUAUGUUACUUGCUUGUAGACGAGAGUCAUAGGUGUGGAGAAAGAAGAUUAUUUUCUGUUUGCCUAAGUGAUGCCGCUUAAUGGCCGGCUGCAGGUUGCAGUCAAACGGCAGGCAACUGCGUUUCCUCCGAACUUCGUGCAUUCACUUGAUGGCUCACAUAUGAUGAUGACUGCCACUGCAUGCAGGGAUGCCGGCUUGGAGUUUGCAGGUUUGCUUUCCAGAUUUGGCAUUCUGAGUGAUUUUUGAAGAAGAAUGAACCUUCAUGGGUCUAUUUUUUUAGAGGAUUUUCAAUCACUGGAAUAUUUUAAUUUUCUAGGUGGGAUUGUAUGAUUUUUAAUGGAGAAAAUCGAUGUUUUUCACGUGGUGAUUCAUAUCAAAAUGGAACUCAUGCAUUUUUAUUUUUUAUUUGAUGAAAAAACCCUUUAAAUCAUGCUCGAAUUAAUCUGAAAUGAACGGAAUCUGAACAUAGGGGUGCAUGACUCAUUUUGGACACACGCGUGUGAUGUUGAUGAGAUGAAUCGGAUCUUAAGGGAGCAAUUCGUGGAGCUCUACAGCGCUCCAAUUCUUGAGAAUGUGAGUGAAUACAUGGGAGCUCUGAUUAUUGUCCGAUUUUUUCCAUUUUUGCUUUGGUCCGCUCAUCAGUUGACUUUUGUUUUUGCUGUUGUUGUUGUUGGUCUCGAAUUCAUGCAGCUGCUCGAGAGCUUCCAAUCUUCCUUCCCAACAUUGACAUUUCCACCCCUGCCAGACCGAGGCGAUUUUGACCUGCAUGAAGUACUGACGUCUACUUAUUUUUUCAACUGA
Molecule: messenger RNA, 7505 nt
Organism: Spirodela intermedia
Lineage: Eukaryota; Viridiplantae; Streptophyta; Magnoliopsida; Alismatales; Araceae
Source: the annotation of a GenBank genome assembly